Molecule: messenger RNA, 459 nt
Organism: Aphanomyces astaci
Lineage: Eukaryota; Oomycota; Saprolegniomycetes; Saprolegniales; Verrucalvaceae
Exons: 2
Coding region: 1-459 (152 amino acids)
Source: RefSeq, a predicted model, not a curated record
AUGGCGGUACAUGCAGGCCUAGUAACCAUGUCGGAGAAUGGUCACCCCAAAGGCAUCGGGACAUUCAACACCAUGAAGAAGAACAUCGGGAUUCCGGAUGGUGUCAAGCUCGUUGUCAACUACAUCACCUUGCCGUACCAGGCUGACCGAUAUGCGAAUGGCAGCCGAAGCUACUUCUUCUCGGACGAUAACGACGUGGGCAUUACUGAAAUCCAGCGAGCCGUCGACUUCCGUGUCAUCAAAAUGUCGCUGCCCCGUUACCACGAUGCCGCCCCCAUGAGCCAUGACCGACGCAUCCGCGCCCGUAGAGCCCAUCUCACGGCCAAGACGCUCCGAUGGCACUCCCGCAGACUCCCUUUAUUACUACCUGCCAUUCCCCCUCCCAUAGGCUACGCCGACCCGACCCUCCGGCCACCGCGACACCCCCUGGGCCCCGAGAUAUCACCUCCAGCGGUUUAA